GAGCAACUUCCCCGACGGACAGCGCCAAGCGCAUGCCCGUCAAGUCGUCCUCUGUGAGUUUUGCUGCUGUUUAACCCAUUAUUUCGGUUUAUUUUUCUCCCUUUAAUGGGUUAUUAGUUAAAUAGUGAACUCACGGGUAAACCAUGACCGCCAGAGGGACGCCGAGUCGCUUCCUGAAGAGUGUUCUUCAAAACGGCGUCGGUCGCUACGUCUGCCAGCUCAAACGGAUCUCCAUCAUCUUCUCCAAAAAGGCACAGAGCUCGCUGGGAGUGAGGGAUUUUAUUGAGGAAGGAGUCGUGGAUUAUGCCAAAAACAACCCGGGAACUGUCGUCUAUGUGUCUCCUCAGUCCUGCAGGGUCCCCAAAAUAGUUGCCGAAUACUUAAACGGCAAUGUGAGGGAAGAAAUCAUCACGAGCAAAACGGCUCCGCAGAUUUCAGAGCUUCUGACCAAACUGACGAAUCAGUCCGGCCUCGACGUCAUCCGCAUCCGCAAACCUUUCCACACAGACAGUCCCAGCAUCCAGGGCCAGUGGCAUCCGUUCACUAACCGGCCUCCAUCCAUCGGCCCCAUCAGGCCUCAGAAACCCGACACUGAAUAAAGACUGAGCAAAACAGAUGGAUGUUUCCAGAAAACAAUGCUUUCCUUCUAUUUCUGUAGAAGAUACGUCUUUUUCUUUCUGAAAUGUCUGCCAUCUAAUUAAAUCACAGGUCAGACAGUUAUGGUAUUUGCAGCUAUUUUCUUAUUAAUCUGUUGGAUAACCAUGCCGAGGACCCCUCUAUUGUGUGAAUGUUUUUGACCGUGCCCUUCUGUCUGCUGGCAGCAGCAAAGCCACUCGCAGAGAAAUGUUCACAGUACGAGCUCUGAAUGCCACAUUUGAAUAGACUAUAAAUGAAUCCACCAGAGGCUUGUCAGCUGGCAUACUAAAAAGCAGAUAACUGUUUUUAAUCUCAAGGUUAUUUGAAGAUUUGUGUAGUGAGUACUGCACUCUGCAGCAGACGGAACUUUGUACGAAAUAAAAAAUGUUUUUUUUUGUGCGCAAA
Stegastes partitus (bicolor damselfish) is the source of this 1041-nucleotide messenger RNA. RefSeq names its product mitochondrial ribosomal protein L43 (gene mrpl43). Lineage: Eukaryota; Metazoa; Chordata; Actinopteri; Pomacentridae. Gene Ontology annotation, biological process: mitochondrial translation. The transcript is spliced from 3 exons. The coding region runs from base 144 to 599 and encodes 151 amino acids. The record is from RefSeq and is a predicted model, not a curated record. Gene Ontology annotation, molecular function: structural constituent of ribosome. Gene Ontology annotation, cellular component: mitochondrial large ribosomal subunit.